This is a messenger RNA of Thamnophis sirtalis, 1080 nucleotides long. RefSeq names its product apolipoprotein A1 (gene APOA1). Gene Ontology annotation, molecular function: phosphatidylcholine-sterol O-acyltransferase activator activity; phospholipid binding; cholesterol transfer activity. The record is from RefSeq and is a predicted model, not a curated record. Gene Ontology annotation, cellular component: very-low-density lipoprotein particle; low-density lipoprotein particle; extracellular vesicle. NCBI's taxonomy places the organism in Eukaryota, Metazoa, Chordata, Lepidosauria, Squamata, Natricidae. Gene Ontology annotation, biological process: cholesterol efflux; acylglycerol homeostasis; cholesterol metabolic process.
CAGCAAUAAACAACCAGGCCGGUAUAAAAGGCCUCCACCGACUCCACGCAGCAAAGGACACAGCAGACACCCGAGUGGCUGAGUCGGACGUAGCAGCUCAGGAUGCAGAGUCUCAACCUUCUCCUGGCCCUCCUGCUCCUUACAGGAGCCCAGGCCCGCUACUUCUGGCAGCACGAUGACCCCCAGCAGACCCGCCUGGAACGCCUGCAGGAGCUGGGCCAGGUGUACCUGGAGUCGGCCAAGGUGGCCGUGCAGGAAGCCGUGGGGCAGUUCGACUCCUCUGCCGUGGCCCAGGAGCUGCAAGUCUCCUUAGGGCAGAAGUUGGAAGCCGUAACAAUUGUGCUGCGGCAGAUCAAGGAGGAGAUCGCACCCGAGCUGGAAGAAGUGAGGAACGAACUGCGGGCGGCCUGGCAGAAGCUGAAGGAAGAGGUGAUCAAUGACGUGCAGGACGUCGGAGUCCAGAUCCAGCCCUUCCUGCGCAAGUUCCGGGAGAACGUGCAGCAGGACGCGGCCAUCUACUUCCAGCAGCUGAAGACCAUCUCCCAGGACAUCAACCAGGCGGCCCAAGACAAGCUGAGGCCGGUGGCCGAGGCCUUCCGGGACAAGGUGCGAAGCCACGUGGAUGCCUUCCGCAAGGACGCCGCUCCCUACACCAAGAAGCUGGAGCAACUCCUCCAGGAGAAGGCCAAGACGCUGGAGCAGAGCGCCCUGACCGAGCUCACCGAGCUGCAGACCGAGCUGCAGCAGCAACUGAGCGAAGCGCGGGAGAAAUACGGGCCCCUCUUGGAAAAGGCCCGGGAGGAGCUGCUGACCCUGGUGGGGAGCGCCAAGUCCUUCUUUGUGACCGACAGUGGUUCGGAGCAGGAGGUGCAGCAGCAGGAGAGCUCCUAGAGGCCCCGCGUGGGUGCCCCCCAAUCAACACUGCCGCUCCCCUCCCCCCGCAAGGGUCCCGGUGACCCAUCCUGGUGGCUGAGGAGGCUGGCAAUCCCUUUGCAAGAGAACCCCCCACCUCCACCCAGACUUUCCCCUCUUCUCCUCCUUCUUUUGUGCCAAAUAAAAACAUCUGUGAUAUGCAAAUGA